GAAAUAACUGAGCUAGUUGAUGGUUCUUUCCUCUUCCUUUUUAGGUGCUGCUCCGAUUUGCUCGAUAAAGCAUGUUGUGUAAUCACAUGGACAGGUGCUCUGUACCCUCCUCCUACAACCCCCAUGCUUUUAAAAUGCAAACAAGCAGGGCAACAACCCCAGUGUUGAAAUGUUCCAGUUAGAAACCUGUUUGGAUAACCCAGCAGUGCUAUUUGCCCUUCUGGAAUAGGGCAAAACAGUGCAUGGUAGUGGGAAUUCAAGCAGGCCCACAGAGCGCUGAGGCAGAGAGGAGAGGGCAGAGGCAAUAAGGGACCGGAGACACUCUUGGUGAAACCACCCUUCAACAGCUAGAGGGAAGACUGUUAAAUCAUGAAACUAAUCGCCAUCCUCUUCCUCUGCUCCAGGCUGCUCCCAAGUUUGACCCAGGAACCCUUCUCAACGGACAUUGACUGUAACAACGAGGAAGUUUUCAAGGCUGUGGAUGCUGCACUGAAGAAAUAUAACGGUCAAAACCAAAGCGGCAACCAGUUUGUAUUGUACCGUAUAACCCAGGUCAUCAAGACGGAAAGCUCUGGCACAUUUUAUUCCUUCAAGUACGAAAUCAAGGAGGGUGAUUGUCCUGUUCAAAGUGGCAAAACCUGGCAAGACUGUGACUACAAAGAAGCUUCGGAAGCUGCCACAGGGGAAUGCACAGCGACAGUGAAGAGGAAAGAUACAAAAUUCAUCGUUGCUACCCAGACCUGCCAGAUUACUCCAGCCGAGGGCCCUGUAGUGAUGAAAGAGUACACCUGCCUUGGAUGUGAUCACCCUAUAUCGACAGACAGCCCUGACCUGGAGCCUGUUCUGAGACACGCCAUUGAGUACUUUAACAACAACACUGAGCACCCCUACCUCUUUGCUCUUCAGGAAGUGAAGAAGGCCCAUAGACAGGUGGUGGCUGGAUGGAACUAUGGAAUUACCUACUCAAUUGUGCAAACUAAUUGUUCCAAGGAGAAUUUUCUAUUCUUAACUCCUGACUGCAAGUCCCUUUUGAAUGGUGAUUCCGGUGAAUGUAGAGGCAUUGCGUACAUGGAUCCUCAGCUAAGAAUCACUUCUUUCACACAGAACUGUGACCUUCACCCAGAAGCGGAAUUUGUACCACCACCUACCAAGAUUUGUGCUGGCUGUCCCAAGGAGAUAGCCGUUGACAGCCCAGAGCUGGAGGAGGCUUUAAAUCAUUCCAUCGCAAAGCUUAAUGCAGAGAGUAACGAAACUUUCUAUUUCAAGAUUGACAGUGUGAAAAACGCAACAGUACAGGUGGUGGCUGGAAGGAAAUUUUCUUUUACUUUCAUAGCCAGAGAAACCACUUGUUCCAAGGAAAGUAAUGAAGAAUUGAUCAGUAGUUGUGAAACCAAGGAAGCUGGAAAAGUUCUAGAAUGCAAUGCUGACGUUCACGUGGUACCUUGGGAGGAAAAAAUUUACCCUACUGUCAACUGCCAACCGCUGGCAAUGGACUCAUUGAGGAAAAGGCCUCCAGGUUUUUCACCCUUCCGAUCAGUACUAUGGAAACCGGUGGGAACAGGAGAAGUAACAACUAGGCAACUAAGGCCCUGCGAGUACAAGGGCCGACCCCCCAAGGCAGGGGCAGAGUCAACACCUGAGAGUGAGGUCUCUUGACCCGUGGGCAGAAGCGUCACGCCUGGCACCACAGCCCUGACAGUCCCUGUCAGCAUCCCCGAGUAGGAGGACAAGAAGAUGGGAUAAGGAAUUUAAAUAGAGAAGAAUGCCAUCUUAUCAUUCUGUUCCUGGGUGAAAUAAAGUUCCGUUUUGAUGUUCUCACUCCUGGUUAAUUCACAGUGGUCUCCUCCUUUCAGCCAUGUCCAUCCUGCAGCAAAUUCAAGCAAUGCAAAGAGCCAGUGGCCUGGCUCUGUCCUUCCCUCUCCAGCCAAGGCAGGAAUCCCUUAGAGGGGCUUUCCUACCACCAAUAUCUCAUCACAGGCAUUAAAUCAAGACUUACCUGUUGCCGUUGAGUUGAUUUCGACUCAUGGCGACCCCAUGUGUUGCAGAGUAGAACUGCUCCAUAGGGUUUUCUUGGCUGUAAUCUUUACAGAAGCAGAUCACCAGGACUUUCUCCCACAGCCCCACUGGGAGGGUUCGAACCACCAACCGUUCCGUUAGCAGAAGAUCAAACAAACAGCUUGUACCACCCAAACCGAAACCAAACCCAUUGCCAUUGAGUUAAUUCCAAUUCAUAGCGACCCUGUAAGACAGAGUAGAACUGCCCCAUAGGGUUUCCAAGGAGCACCUGGUGGAUUCCAACUGCUGACCUUUUGGUUAGCAGCCAAAUUCUUGACCACCGUGCCCCCAGUGCUCCUGUGCCGCCCAGGGACCUUCUAAAUCAAGGGUUAAAAAAAAACCAAAAACUAUCGCAUUGAGUCGGGUCCAACUCAUAGCAACUUUAUAGGACAGAGUAGAACUUCCCCUUAGGGAAGCUGACUGCCACAUCUUUUUCCCGCUGGUGGGUUCAAACGGCUGACCUUCCAGUUAGCAGCUGAGUGCCUAACCACUGUACCACCGGGGCUCUUUUAAAUCAAGGGUUAGUGGACCAUAUCUCUACCAGCAACUUAAGCAGUCUAUCUAUGCCUUCUCUUCUUCCCUUUUUGUCAUCAUUCUCAGCCCAAAGCUAUCAGCAAUUUGGCUUAUGAUUGCUUUUUAUAAUCCAAAUAGAUUAUAAAAAAAAACAAGAAAAAAACCUGCUUUGUGCAUAUGAUGUCUACCAACUUCUCAUUAACAGGAAAUAUCUAACUUGAAAGAGUUUAAAGAAAAUUAGAAAUGGUUAUUUCUGAUCUGGGUACAAGGAAAAAAAUAGAAAACCAAUAGUAUCAAAAAUGAUAGAGGUUUCAACAUUUCUGUAAUAAAAACAUUUUUUGAAUGUCUAUAACAGCCAUUUACUAUGCUAGAGAAUUAAUUUUUGGUGUGUAUCUGAAUCUUCACACCACUCAGAGGCCGCUGAGAUCAUCUUUCUUGUGCAAUGAAGAAAUAGUGAGUCACGGUGCCCUACCCAGGGUCACACAGUUAAUAAGUGACUGAACUGGCAUUCAGACUCAGUCCUUUCCAACUCCACUAGACCAGGUCAUCUUGAGGCCUUUAUUAUAUUGUCGUUAGAAAAAAACACACCAAGGUAAGUUCUGAUUCUGAGCUCAUCAUUAUCUCAAUCUAAUAGCCCUUAUAAGGUAUCUAAUUAUGGCCGGUGCUGUUCUGACUAGUGUUUUCGGUCAACUAUAACUGAGUCGAGCAGCAGGCUUUGACUCUUUAAUAUGCUUAGCACUAAGUCCUGAGGAGAAGAGGAAUAAAUUUAAAAAGACAUACGUCCUUUCCCUUAAAGAGUUUACAACCACCUCGAGAAGUUGUCAUGGAUUGAAUUGUGUCCCCCAAAAUAUCUGUCAACUUGCCUAGGCCAUGAUUCCCAGUAUUGUGUGAUUGUCCACCAUUUUGGCAUCGGACGUGAUUUCCCUGUGUGUUGUACAUUCUAUUUCUACGAUGUUAAUGAGGUGGGAUUAGAGGCAAUUAUCUUAAUCAGGCAGGAAUCAAUCUACAGGAUUAGGUUAUGUCAUAAGCCAAUCUCUUCUGAAAUAUAAAAAAGUGAGCAGAGAGACAGGAGGACCUCGUACCACCAAGGAAGCAGUAUUAGGAGCAGAGCAAGUCCUUUGGACCCAGGGUCCCUGUGCCUGAGAAGCUCAUAGACCAGGGGAAGGUUGAUAACAAGGGCCUUCCUUCAGAGUCAACAGAGAGAGAGAGCUUCCCCUGGAGCAGGCGCCCUGAAAUCGGACUUCUAGCCUCCUAGGCUGUGAGAGAAUAAACUUCUGUUUGUUAACGCCAUCCACUUGUGGUGUUUCUGUUAUAGCAGCACUAGAUGACUAAGACAGAAGUCAAGACUAAAAGCAUAAGGAAUAGAGACCUAAUCCAAGCCAUGAACAUUUGUGGAGCAGUAAGCAGACCUUGCCAAUGGGACAGGAAGACUUUGAAGAGGUGGAGGGACCAGCACAGAAAGGCAGAAUGAAGCCAGGUUCAGAGUUUAGAUUGAAGCAAACAGUAGGAAGACAUCCUGGGGGUGCAAUCAGUGAACACACUCAGCUGCUAACUGAAAGUUUGGCAGUUUGAAUCCACCCAGAAGAAAGGCCUGGCAAUCAACUUCUGAAAACUUUGUCAUUGAAAACGCUGUGGAGCACAGUUCUACUCUGACACACACACAGGGUCGCCAUGAGUUGAAGACGACUUGAUGGCAGCUAGCUUAGGCAGUAGGGUGCCACUUAAAGUUCUUAGGCAGAGGCAUGAUAAAAGAAGUGUGUGCCCAGUCAAACCUCAGAUAACUGCAGCCUCUCAAGAGAUCCUGCACUCGAACCACUCUGCUCAGCCACCCCUGAAUUUCUGACCACAGAAACUACGAGAUAAUAAAUGUUCACAGAAGAAGUGUUUGAGACAGAUUAUUCUGCAGAGUCUGGGCAGCGCUGAUUAGAGUGAGAGGUGACAGGAAACUCGGCCAUGUUGGUCCCAUUACAACAGAAGCAUAACCAUCGAGAAGUGGUAUAUGGAGCCAACAGUUCUCACUGUAGUCAACAGCAUGAAGCA
Loxodonta africana (African savanna elephant) is the source of this 4608-nucleotide messenger RNA. RefSeq names its product kininogen 1 (gene KNG1). Gene Ontology annotation, molecular function: cysteine-type endopeptidase inhibitor activity. The transcript has 11 exons. Bases 370 to 1656 code for a protein of 428 amino acids. NCBI's taxonomy places the organism in Eukaryota, Metazoa, Chordata, Mammalia, Proboscidea, Elephantidae. Gene Ontology annotation, biological process: positive regulation of cytosolic calcium ion concentration; negative regulation of blood coagulation; negative regulation of endopeptidase activity. The record is from RefSeq and is a predicted model, not a curated record. Gene Ontology annotation, cellular component: blood microparticle; extracellular region.